Messenger RNA from Sesamum indicum (sesame), 1424 nucleotides. Its product is annotated as gibberellin 2-beta-dioxygenase 2. The record is from RefSeq and is a predicted model, not a curated record. NCBI's taxonomy places the organism in Eukaryota, Viridiplantae, Streptophyta, Magnoliopsida, Lamiales, Pedaliaceae.
AAACCCUCAAACUCAACCCAAUACUUACCAUUAACUUCAACACUUUUGCUGCUCUUAUUCUUUUCAUCAUCACAAUUAACAGAAUGGUUGUCGCUUCUCCAGCUCCUCUGCGAACCAAAAAAGCUCGCCCCGCUGGGAUUCCUGUCAUAGAUCUCAGUCUCGAGAGGUCAAAGCUCUGUGAAUUGCUGGUUAAAGCAUGCCAAGAAUUCGGGGUUUUCCAGGUGGAGAAUCAUGGAGUUUCAAGAGAAAUUAUCUCCAGAGUUGAAAGGCAAGGGCAGGAGUUUUUCUCAAAGCCUGCAUGCCAGAAGCAACGGGCCGGGCCUGCCGCUCCCUUUGGCUAUGGCAGCAAGAACAUCGGGUUUAAUGGAGAUAAAGGAGAGCUGGAGUAUAUUAUCCUGGAAGCUAAUCCUCAUUCCAUUUCUGAGAGAUCCAAAUCUAUCUCCCCCCAUCCUGCAAACUUCAGCUGUGCCGUGAAUGAUUAUAUAGACGCCGUCAGAAACCUGGCAUGUGAUAUUCUUGAGAUGUUGGCUCAAGGGCUAUGGGUCCAAGAUAAAUCCAUUUUUAGCAACCUCAUCCGAGAUCCAAAUAGCGACUCAUGCUUCAGGAUUAAUCACUAUCCUUCACUACUCAAUGUUGCUCAUCAUGACGAUGAUUGGAUUAACCCCACCCCUUCAUCCCAAUUGUUUGAUCAUAAUCAUCCCAAAACUCGAAUUGGUUUUGGAGAACAUUCAGACCCUCAGAUUCUCACAAUCUUGCGAUCCAACAAUGUUGGUGGCCUUCAGAUCUUGUCCCCAGAUGGACUAUGGGUUCCUAUUCAGCCCGACUCAGAUAAAUUUUGUGUAUUUGUAGGUGAUGCCUUUCAGGCUAUGAGUAAUGGAAGAUUUAUGAGCGUGAGACAUAGGGCGGUAGCAAACUCGGUGAAAGCAAGAAUGUCAAUGAUGUAUUUUGCAGCUCCAGCCCCAAAUGCAAGCAUAUCUCCCAUACCACAAAUGGUGUCGUGUGAAAAUCCAAGUCUCUACCGGCCUUUCACCUGGGCAGAGUACAAGGCCACCGCAUAUUCCUUAAGAUUGGCUGAUAAUCGUCUCGAUCUCUUUAGAAACUAGUUCACCAUCCAUCCGGAGUAAUUAACUAGUUUGAUGUAUGUUUAAUUAAUGUUUGGCCAUUAAUUAAUUGGCAUGGAUUAGGAGUAGGGCCCAGCUAGGUAGGUUGUACGUACGUAGUUGCACAUGUAAAUGUUGCAUACAUGUUAAUUUAAAGAAAAGAAAAGUCAAGAAUGUGCAUGUACUGCUCAUAAUAGAUAUGCAUAGGUUAGUUGAAGGGCAAAGUUUUGAUGUGAGUGCUGCCCUCGUCUUCUUCAAUUGGCAUGCAGAUAAAUGAUCAAUCUAAAAUUCUUUGGCAACUGUCAAAUUACUCUACUUUGAUUA